AUGGCUCUGCUCCAGGCAGCGGCAGCGGAGGGAGCGCUCGAGGAGGUGAUGGAGAUUGCUUCAGGGUUAUGGCUACUUAUAUUGUAUGAUAUUCGGAAAGAUAUUACAUUUGGAUUCUUAUCUGAUUGGUGCAUCUGCAUUUUUUUACAAAAUAUCUUGAUUUUCCUGUACUUUCUUCUUGUUUUAUUCCUUCCUUCCUUUUUCGUUCUUUCUUUAUAUCAUACAACCUUUGAUGUGAUCCUGCAAGGAUCAGAAUGUUUUUUGCCGAAGUGUGGGUCCUUUGUUCUUGUUGAGAAAAACAAAACAAAACAUUAUUACUAUUUAUCUUCUUAUUUAUUAACUCUUGUAUUUUAUAAUAGUUUGCCUGGAAUGCAAACUAUGGGGACUACUAAGAAACGCCUUAUUUUCCUUCAAGGUAGUGCAGCUACUUUAAAAGGUUUGCCCACCAAUACCAAAGAAUAUCUGAAUUUUAAUUCUUCAUUUCUUACAAUUUAUUCAAAUCUCAUCAAAAUUCAAGUCAUCAAACGGACAAGUACAAAUGUUUCCUAA
Messenger RNA from Gryllus bimaculatus (two-spotted cricket), 549 nucleotides. NCBI's taxonomy places the organism in Eukaryota, Metazoa, Arthropoda, Insecta, Orthoptera, Gryllidae. The record is from the annotation of a GenBank genome assembly.